AUGCGGAUACUAGCUGUCUUAACGUCAACAUUUUUCCUAUGGAGCUCUUCUUGCAUCGCGCUUUUCGUGGUUACGCCGAGCGCUUCCAACGGCUGGACAAAUCAAGGGCCACAAACGUCAGUGCAAUUCUUGCCUUAUCCACAUCAUGUUUGGUUGACCAAGGCUUUCUUCAUCCCCAGCGUCUCCUGGCAGAGAGUCAUCACUGACCCUCUCGAUUUCGCCAUUAUUCUCACAAACCAAAACCGCAGCUUAUUUCCGAGUGAUCAAACACUCUCCCUCCUUAUUGAUAGCAACCUCCUCACAGCGAGUAUUUCUCCUCCAGCUGGCGGAUGGCCUACACCUGGUGCAGUUUACCGAGUAAAUCUUGUUUUGAGCGCAAAUUACCCCAACACGAUUUACGCUCAAUCGAACGAAUUCACGAUCUUUCAAGCGGGGUCCACGACUACUAGUAUUACCGGCUCCACGUCGCCAUCACUGUCAACUCCAUCUUCGUUACUAUCAAUUCCAUCUUCGUCGUCGACCCAUCCUCCCGUUUCGCCGGCUUCUCCAGUCGACCAAUCUGUCUCGUCUUCCAAACGAAAACUCCACAAUGUCGCCAUUGCCCUUGGUGUUGUCUGCACCAUUCUGGCACUGUGCAUAGUAGGCUUGGCUGCAAUGUGGUAUCGUCGACACCGAGCCAGUCAGCACUUCCCAGGCACGGAUCCCAGUCAGAUUUUUCCUGGUGAAGUAAAUUCAAACCCGACCAUUGAGGCCGUUCCUCUUAGCAAAUCUAUAAUCGACGCCACUACUCCUCAGGAUUUGGGGAAUAAUUAUGAACGCGGUAUUGCAAGAUAUAGGGACUCUCCUGAUAGCAUGGCAUCUCCCCUAGAUGGCAGCCGCGAUAAUUUACAAACGUCAUAUCGCCUUAACGCGCAGGGGCUUGACGUACCCCCUCCCUCUCUCGCCCAUAAAACUUCACCCAGUGCAGCGUUCGCGUCCAAUGGUAGCAACCUGGCAUCAACUGACGUCUCCCGCCCUGCCGAAUUUCUGAGUCGCCCGGCACAGGGAUCACCAUCGCGCUCUCCGUUUGCGACUGACGGAAUGAGGUAG
This is a messenger RNA of Laccaria bicolor S238N-H82, 1089 nucleotides long. RefSeq lists its product as uncharacterized. Lineage: Eukaryota; Fungi; Basidiomycota; Agaricomycetes; Agaricales; Hydnangiaceae. Bases 1 to 1089 code for a protein of 362 amino acids. The record is from RefSeq and is a predicted model, not a curated record. The transcript has 2 exons.